Lactuca saligna is the source of this 372-nucleotide messenger RNA. Lineage: Eukaryota; Viridiplantae; Streptophyta; Magnoliopsida; Asterales; Asteraceae. The record is from the annotation of a GenBank genome assembly.
AUGAUGAAACUGUGCAUCAGUUGUGUAAACAGGCUGUUUCAUAGGUAUUUACCAUUUCAACUUUUGACUUUUGACUUCAAGGGUGUUGAUAUUCUCAUAGCUAUAAACAAAGAUGAGAUGCUACAAAUGAUGAGGUUUGGUGCUGAAAUGGUAUUCAGUUCAAAGGAUAGUACAAUCACAGAUGAAGAUAUCGAUAGAAUCAUUGCUAAAGGAGAAAAGGCAGUUGUUGGGCUGUUAAUUUUGUUCAUAUGGCCUUCCAGUUGGAGAAAUAAAGUUGAUCUUGCAUUAGGAGAUAUACAUGUUGCAAAGUGUAUGAGUCUAACUACCCAUGUGUCCCAUUGGAGGAAGCUCAAGGUUCUUUACUUCUCUUAG